AUGGAACAACAAAAUGCGCCCCAGUUGAGUGGGCUCGAGGGUCAGUUGCGCAGCAUGAUUCUCGACAAUGUCAACAUGGCCGGCCAAGAGAGCCAAUCAACACAGAGAGGACGAGGGAGAGGGCGAGGACGGGGCCAAGGGCGGGGACGUGGGCGGGGACGUGGUGGUCAUUUCGUCGACGAUGCCAACCCUCCCAGUCAAGACCAGUGGCGUCAGAACCCUUCACUCCCAAGCAGAGCAAGAGGAGGCGGUCGAGUCUGGGACAUGUCAGCUCCCGCACGCGGUCAACAUCCGCCGAGAGUUCUCCAACGCCCGCAUUACCCAUCGCCAGGUCAAGCCCAAACAGGCCCGACCUUUUCACAACAUUCCCAGCCACAAACAACAUAUGCACCACGAACACCCCAACCGAGAGAGAAUCCCUUGGUUCAGAUUGAGCAUCUAGACCGAAUAGCUGCAGAGGAGAUUACCAAGGUUGAAAUGUCCACGUCUGAAAUCGAAGAAAAGGAAGACUUUAGAAAGUAUCUAGAGACGAUUAUGCAACAAGCCUUUGCUAAGUACUACUCUGGAGACAUUGAGAACAUCUCACUGGUCGGCUUCGGUAGUCUGGCUUCUGGAUUUGGCAUGCCUGGCUCAGACAUGGACCUCGCUGUUGUACCAACAUACAGGGAUCCAGCCAGAGCCAACGAUUUCUCCAUUGAUCGAGGUAUCCCACGUCUACUAGAGCGAGCAGUACUUGAUGCCAAGCUGGGCGGUCGCCUACUCACGCGGACACGAGUGCCUAUACUGAAGAUAUGUCAAAGCCCAACAGAGACUCUUUACACGGCCCUCUUUGAAGAACGCCAAAAGUGGGAUGAGCUUCCUGAUGAGGAAAAGUACCCUUCAGACGCAACACGGUCGUUUGUACAGCCAAAGCCUGCAGCAAAUCACCAGGUACCACCUACUCCACAGGUGGAUGCUGCUAAGUUUGUGACCAACUUUCCGACACUAGGCACUACAGCACCUACAAAGAACAGUUUGCAGGCCCCAAAGACUGAGGUCAAGUCGCCUACGACAGAGACAUCUAGUGUAACCAACGACAAGGCAAAGAAGGACCAAAACCAGCGCUCUGGAAAGCAAUGGUCACGUGAAAAAGUAGUCGGGCCUCUCGACUUCCCAAAGACCGGCUGCGGAAUCCAAUGUGACAUCAACUUUGAGAACCCACUUGGAAUCCACAACACCCACAUGCUCAAAUGCUACUCACUGACGGAUCCCCGCGUGCGGCCAAUGGUCCUCUUCGUAAAGUCAUGGGCCAAGCGUCGCAAAGUCAACAGCGCCUAUUCCGGGACCCUCUCUUCCUACGGCUGGGUACUCAUGGUGCUGCACUACCUCGUCAACAUCGCCUAUCCACCGGUAUGUCCAAACCUACAGCUCAUAGCCAAGAAACCAGAACACACAACGACGCGAAUCAUCUCAGGCUACCAAGUCCGCUUCUGGCGCCACGAGCAUGAAAUCAUCCACAGCGCCCAAACGGGGCAGUUGACAGAAAACAAGGAAUCUCUCGGUUCGCUCCUACGAGGGUUUUUCCAAUACUACGCUUCGCUCUCUGGAUACAAUUACCCGCGACCGCCACAGUUCCACUGGACUAAUGAGGUCUUGUCGCUGCGCACACCGGGUGGCAUCUUGACCAAGCAGGCCAAGGGGUGGGUUAGCGCGACUACAAAGAUUACGGCGGAGAAGAAGGUUACGAAUCGGUAUUUGUUCGCCAUUGAGGAUCCCUUCGAGGUUGAUCACAAUGUCGCGAGGACAGUGACGCAUCGUGGUAUCGUUACGAUUCGAGAUGAGUUUCGCAGGGCGUGGAGGAUUGUUAGGGCUGUGGGGCAGGGGUUUCCGCCUGAAGGUGGUAUCUUUGAUGAGGUUUUCGAGUAUGACUGA
This is a messenger RNA of Pyrenophora tritici-repentis Pt-1C-BFP, 1911 nucleotides long. Its product is annotated as TRF4, DNA polymerase sigma. The record is from RefSeq and is a predicted model, not a curated record. Lineage: Eukaryota; Fungi; Ascomycota; Dothideomycetes; Pleosporales; Pleosporaceae. Gene Ontology annotation, molecular function: RNA uridylyltransferase activity. Gene Ontology annotation, biological process: RNA 3'-end processing.